Molecule: messenger RNA, 4528 nt
Organism: Clunio marinus
Lineage: Eukaryota; Metazoa; Arthropoda; Insecta; Diptera; Chironomidae
Source: the annotation of a GenBank genome assembly
GCUUUGCAUUAUUUCGAUUUGCAAAUUUUUUUAUACUUAAUUAUACUUUAUUUUUGGGAAUUCAAAAUUAAACAAAACUUUUUAAAAUUUAAUAGAAAUCCGAUGUUAUUUUAGCUUCAAAUUUCAAGUUUUAUAAGCAAGAAAAAAUGAUUUUUUCCAUAAAAGGAGCAAUCGUCACCGCCUUACUGUUCAUGUUCAUAUUCAUCCCAGAGAAUGAAGUGAAUUCAUCACCAGAAUCUGAUGCCAUUAAUGACUGGGCUGUUAAAUUUGGCGAUGAAUUAUGGGAGCUGGCAGAAAUUAUGACAAAAGCAAGAGAAAUAAAGCAGCGAUAUAAAUCUUUCAAUGCUCGAGUAGAGAGAAAAGACGGAAAUACUUUAAUUGAUUCAAUCGUUGAGUCAAUUGGUCGGAUGUUAAAUAGAAAAAUGGAUGUAGUAAAAUGCAUUGUCAACAAAUCUGAAGAAUAUGCUGCAGAAUUUCAUUCAAGAGACAUGCUUCAACCCAACUUUACAUAUUAUUCAAGCAAAUUCUCACUGGCAAAUGGAAGAAAUCUUACGAAUCAAAAGUAUACUGAGAACACAAAUGAUUCACUCGGAAACUACACUGAUAUGUUCUUCGAUCGUGACUCGCAUUUCUUUGAUUUAGAAGUAAACACAACACACAGUUCAGUUCAUGUUCCAACAAAUGUUUUCGAUCAAGGACCAGAAGCAGCAGAAUUCAUUCAAUGGUCGGAAGUUCUUGACGAAGUUUUCACUCAAAACUAUCAAUCGGAUCCCGCGUUAUCGUGGCAAUAUUUUGGAAGUAAUACUGGAGUCAUGCGCCACUAUCCAGCAAUGUCAUGGAAUCGGAACAAAACAGACAUUUACGAUUGUCGAAAACGAUCUUGGUUCAUUGAGACUGCUACAUGCUCAAAAGACGUUGUAAUUCUUUUAGAUAAUUCUGGUUCGAUGACAGGUUAUCGUAAUUACGUGGCACAAUUAACAAUCAAAAGUUUACUCGACACAUUUUCUAACAACGACUUUGUGAAUAUUUUAAAUUAUUCUAAAACUGUUCAGGAACUUGUUCCAUGUUUUAAAGAUAUGCUGGUUCAAGCAACACCUGAAAAUAUUCGCGUGUUUAAUGAAGAAGUAAAAGAAUUAAAACCUGACGGUUAUGCGAAUAUAACGCAAGCUCUUGAAAAAGCUUUCCAACUUCUGGAAAAGUAUCGACACAUUCGAAAGUGUAAUGAAUCAUCAACUGGAUGUAAUCAAGCUAUAAUGUUGGUUACUGAUGGCGUUCCAGGGAAUGCGACAGAAAUCUUUGAGAAAUACAAUUGGUUUGGAAACGACACGAAGUCUUAUCCAGUGCGAAUCUUCACAUAUUUACUAGGAAAAGAAGUGACAAAAGUGAAAGAAAUUCAACUUUAUGCUUGCAUGAAUCGUGGUUACUAUUCACAUGUGCAAUCACUUGAUGAAGUUGCAGAAGAAGUUCUGAAAUAUGUUAAUGUUGUUGCUGCACCACUCGUGCUUCAAAAGGAAGAACAUCCACCGACAUGGACUCAUGCGUACAUUGACACAACAUAUGAGACUGAUAUCACAAAAUUGACUGAUGAUCAGCCAGAUUUUCGAAUGAUGAUUGCUGUUGGUGUGCCGGCUUAUAAUCUUUCGUCUUAUGGAACUGGGAAUUUUACAGGAAGACCGACUUUAUUGGGUGUCGCGGGCACUGACGUUCCUGUAGAUGAUAUUCGUAAACUUGCUUUACCUUACAAACUCGGAGUCAAUGGAUAUUCAUUCAUUGUUUCAAACAAUGGCUAUGUGCUUCUUCAUCCCGACUUGCGACCUUUCGAUCAGAAACAUCCUGGAGAACUCAAAGAGAACUACAACAGCAUUGACAUAACAGAAAUUGAACAAAUAGAUGAAGAAUUGCCACCACGUGUUCCAAGCGAAAGUCUUUUGGAGCUGCGUAGAAAUCUUGUUGAGCAUAAGAAAGGUCAAAUGAUUGGAAUUCCUGUUCGCUUUCAUUAUGAUAAAAUGCGAAGAGUUGCUCAAAGCAAGCAAGAUUUUUAUUUUGCGCCCAUUCCACAUACACCAUUUUCACUUGGAAUAGCUCUUCCCCAUGAAUACGGAAACACUUGGAUUAAAGUUGGAGAUGAAAUUCAAAGAAAUAAUUACACAAAAAUCAACAUUUCUGACUUUUUUGUUGGCGAGAAUUGGAAAAUUCAUCCUGAAUGGGUUUAUUGUCGUUAUCAUUAUCAAGAAGGUCAUGAAUUUUCAUCAGCAGAACUCGAGUUGAGACAUUUCUUAAGGAAAAUUAUUGAACCCAAUUGGAAAUGGUCAGUGCAGUAUGAAGGCGAUUCAAAUUCUGACAUAGAAAAGGAAAUUGAUGAAUUGAACUGCGGUCGUAAAUCUUUAGAUGAUGACGCAUAUUAUUGCAACAAAGAACUUGUUGAGCUUUUGGUGUUCGAUGCAAAAGUUACCAAUGACAGUUACCAAUCGUGGACGUUCAAGAACUAUUUAGAAAGAGAAAUUGUUGAAACUUAUAAUGCGACAGUUCGAUUUGUGGGAACAAUGUCUGGAUUAACGCGAUGGCAAUUUAUCUUUGGGGAAAUUGAAGUUGAUACUGACAUGGAGUUUGGAGAUUUCCAUUCAAAGGCCAUCAAUGAAGCUUGGUAUGAAAAUGCAAUUCUACAGCAUCAAAUUGACAAACACAGUUUCGUUUAUUCUGUACCUCAUCAUAAUGAUGAAAUGGAAGACACUGAAAUUAAAGUGACUGCAUCGAUGGCAAUUUUCCCACGCGAUGGAGGAACGGAAGCGCCAUCAUGUGUUGUUGGAUUUCAAUUCGAUCACGAUCUCAUGUACCAAAGAUUUAUGGAAAUAACUUCUAAAAUUAAAUGUGACGAUUGCAUUAAAACUUGCGGCGAUGAUGAACAGGUUUGCUAUGUCAUCGACAACAAUGGCUACAUCAUAAUCUCUGAGGAGAAUGUAACCGACACUGGAAGAUUCUUUGGUGAAGUAGAAAAGCCAAUCUUGGAGUCAAUGUUGCAUGCAAAUAUAUUCAAAAGACUGACGAUUUAUGACUUGCAAGGACUUUGUAAAAAUGUUACGGAAGUUCAAGAUGAUGACGCGAGCGCCAGUCCAAGUUUAUUGACGCCAUUUAAACUGUUGAUUCUGGGCUUCAAAUGGAUGAUGACUGAAAUGAUAGUUGAGUUUUCUCGAAUCAAAAUGUGGGCGAUGACAGCUUCCAUAGAGCAUUCAUAUGAUGAUGCUGAUUACAGGGAUGUGGGAGGCGAAAAGAGAAAAACUGUAACAGUUAAGAAGCCCAAGAAAAGUGACGUGAUUACGGACGAAGAAUGGUUUGCAUUACAAAAGGAGAAGCAGAAGCAAAAUGAAACAGUUUACUAUCCAUGUGAUAAGAAGUCGGAAUUGUACGUGUUACAAAAAGAAUUCAUUUUGCACAACCGCAGUUAUUCAAUGGAUGUUCCAAUUAAUGACUCGAGACCAUUCUUUGUCACCAUUAUCCCCAAUUCAAAUUUACUGCUUGUUGUCAUAAACAAGAUUAACGAUCCAAAAGACGAUGAUAAAAUGUUAGAUGAUGAAGACGAUGAUGAAAGGGAAAUACUUACAACUGAACCAGAAGAAAUGGAAACUGGCGUUCAAUAUGGCGUUGAUCAUCCAUGUCAUAAGCUUUACAUGAAUACGUUACCACGACGUCGCUUGGAUGAAUGUUUUACUGAACAUCCUGAUGAAGAAGAAACGGCAUACUGUGGAUCCUCAUCACGCCUUAAUUUUAUUUUAUUUUUAAUGUUAUUGCCCUUGUUUCAUCUCACGAUUUAUUGUUUCAAGUGAAGAAAAAAAGACCUUUAAUUAAGAUUUUUUACGGCGGAUUAUGUCUCUAAAAUGCUUUUUAUUAUCAAGUUAUGUGCACGCGGAAGUCUGAACAUGAACUGAUUUCGCUCUUGACAUUUAAGGUUUACUUUAAGAAGCGAAGAGAAAUGCCACAAUUUAGUAAUCUGUUGAAUUUUAUGAAAUUAUUGCGCAAUUUUAAAAAGUUAUUAAAUAUUUAAAUUCAAUUAGUCUUCGAUAUUUUCUAUGUUUGUUACAAGUUUUUAAAAAAAGAAAAUUUAGAAUGUUUAGCUAAAUCUUGGAAGGUGAAUGUUAAAAAAAUAUAUUUGUAUGUCUUGACCUUUGACCUCGACCAGAUGAAUUGAUGAAUACUAAUCAAUCAUACCUGUCCUACAUCUUACAGAGUUAUAGUUUUUUUUAAGAUGCAGAAGUGACUUUAAAACUUUUACAAUGAAAAAUCAGUCAAUCAAAUUAUCUCAAAUUUACAAAACAUAAAGAAAACUUUAAUUAUAUUUACACUUUCAUGUAAACAUGUAAGUGAAAGCAGAAAAUGUUUGUUGAACUACAAUUUAUUUGUAGUAUUUUUCAAUUUUUCUAUUGAUGUUUAAAAAUAUGUUCUUGAUAGCUUCUUGAUGUCGACUGGUCAAAUAUAUUUCUAGUGACUUUUGAAAUGAUUUUUGGAAUUUUAAUAAAAGUCAAGAAUCGAAACU